CUCCAGUGGUCGCUACGCUCUCUCUCUCUCUCUCUCACCCACUCUCACUCUCACUCUCUCUCUCACUCCCUCUCUCUCUCUCUCCCUCUGAUAGCAGUACCCGGUGAAAUUUCACGCAACCAUCUGCAAACUCCGCCGACCCGAUCACCAGACAACAUGGCUUCUGGCGUCACAGUCAAUGAAGAAGUUAUCAAGGUCUUCAAUGACAUGAAGGUGCGCAAGUCGUCAUCUUCUGAUGAGGUGAAGAAGCGCAAGAAGGCAGUUCUUUUCUGCCUUAGCGAUGACAAGAAAAAGAUCAUUGUGGAAGAGGGAAAGCAGAUCUUGGUGGGUGACAUCGGAGAGUCUGUAGAGGACCCCUACGCAUGCUUUGUCAAGCUCCUACCUCUUAAUGACUGCCGGUACGGCUUGUACGACGCCACAUACGAAACAAAAGAAUCAAAGAAAGAAGAUCUGGUGUUUGUAUUUUGGGCACCAGAAGGGGCUCCUCUAAAAAGCAAGAUGAUCUACGCCAGCUCUAAAGAUGCCAUCAAAAAGAAAUUCACAGGUAUUAAGCAUGAAUGGCAAGUUAACGGUUUAGACGACAUUCAGGACCGCUCCACUCUGGCAGACAAGUUGGGAGGCAACGUGGUGGUAUCGCUGGAAGGGAAAGCAUUGUAAACUGACACGUGCCACAUGGAUCCUAGACGCUUUCAUCUUAGCAGCUCUGUUGAUAUCAUUUGAACCUAUUGGAAUAGUUUUAGUUUUUUUUUUUGUUGUUCUUUUAUUUUGUUUUCUUUCCCCAAAUGAAGGAGGUCUCAUUAAUGAAUCCAAACAAAUCCUACCAGUUAUUGCCAGUCGACUCUUUCCAAAUCCUGGUAGAUUUGCUAAAAUGUAGAACCUGGAGGAAUGCUUUCACGUCAUGCUUUUGCCAAACAAAACUCCACAAUACUCUACUCCUUCCAAUCGAAGAAGAACUAUGAACCUCACACAAGGGAAAGAUGGCGUUGCCUGCAUUCUUUAUCACAGACACAGCAACAGUUUAAUGUUGAGUAGCUUAGAGCAAAGUGAGUAAGCUUUCUUUGAAUGUCCUGGCAGUCGUGUCCACUGUCCUGGCAUUAGCCAAUAUCCAGUAGAAACAAUUUGCACUCCGUUGAGUUUUUCCAUGGGGCCGAUAACUGUUCCAUCUCGUUAGCCUGGGUAUUUGACAUGGCGCGACACAUUUUACACUAUGCAUACAAAGCACUUUUUGUCUAUUGUAUUGGUUUAGACACUACAAGUAAAGAGCAAACAAAAGGAGGACGGAAUGCUUACUGAAUGAGUGCAUUUAUGUCACCUAGGAAGUGAAGUUACCUCAGUUUUUAUUCCUAUACAGCAUAUGGGAAAGGAAAGACAAAAGAGUAUUUAAUUGUUCCGUUGCCUUCUUGUUUUCACUCCAAUGUACCGUACAACGCUGAAUAAACAGAAGAGGUGCUGCUUGCAUUUUUGCAACACUAAAAGAGAAUCCACACUAUCAGUCAAGAUGGCAAUAUCUGUGUGAUCGGAGCCUUAAGUGGAAUAUUGUUUUUGAGAUCGGUGAAGUCGCCACUUUGCAAUAAAUCUUGCGACUGAUCAUU
Molecule: messenger RNA, 1592 nt
Organism: Conger conger (European conger)
Lineage: Eukaryota; Metazoa; Chordata; Actinopteri; Anguilliformes; Congridae
Gene: cfl2
Product: cofilin 2 (muscle)
Exons: 4
Coding region: 157-657 (166 amino acids)
Biological process (GO): cell motility; actin filament severing; actin filament fragmentation
Cellular component (GO): actin cortical patch; actin cytoskeleton; cytoplasm
Molecular function (GO): actin filament binding
Source: RefSeq, a predicted model, not a curated record